This is a messenger RNA of Momordica charantia (bitter melon), 3660 nucleotides long. RefSeq names its product Myosin heavy chain-related protein. The record is from RefSeq and is a predicted model, not a curated record. NCBI's taxonomy places the organism in Eukaryota, Viridiplantae, Streptophyta, Magnoliopsida, Cucurbitales, Cucurbitaceae.
GUCACAUUUGUCAUUUUAAAAAGAAAGCACUGCAGCACAGCACCGAUACCUUUUUUUCUUUUUUCUAUUUUUCUUUGCAUCCAAAAGUAAAUCAUAAUGCAGCACUUCAGCGCUGUUCUUUCCAAUACAGCACUGCUGCUUGUCUGAUUGCCAUGGGAGAGAAACUUCUGAGUUGUCCUUUGCCUUCCACAUAGAGCAUUUCCUUAACUUGUUUCGGCCCAUCUUUUCGACCUCCAUCAAAGCGGAAUGUAACUUUGGCCACAAAAUUUAAUUUUUAUAGGUGUACAGCUUUUAUUGUUGCUUUCUGGAUUUUCCUACAUGGUGGCGACCAGGGAGGAGAGAAUUAAUUCCGGCUCAAACCAGAACAAGUCCUGAGAAGAACGACGUCAAGUUGUGAAAAAGCAUUAACCGGAAGAAUGUUCAAAUCAUGGAGCAAGAAGCAGAAGAUCAAAGCUGUAUUCAAAUUACAGUUCCAAGCUACACAGGUGCCAAAGAUGAAGAAAUCGGCUUUGAUGAUAUCUUUGGUGCCAGAUGAUGUGGGAAAGCCAACAGUGAAGCUUGAGAAAGCCGCAAUUCAAGAAGGAACUUGUAUCUGGGAGAAUCCUGUCUAUGAAACAGUAAAGCUUGUUAGGGAGAUAAAAACAGGAAAAAUCAAUGAGAAAAUUUACCAUUUUGUUGUUUCAACUGGAUCAUCAAAAUCUGGCUUUGUAGGUGAAGCUUCGAUUGAUUUUGCAGAUUUCGAGGCAGAGACUGAGCCCAUGACAGUUUCCCUUCCUCUUAAGUUUGCAAACUCCGGUGCCAUAUUACAUGUGACUAUUCACAAGAUGGAGGGGGAUAAUGACCAAAGAGAUUUUGAAGAGAAUGGAGCUGGGAUACUUCAACACGAGAAGAGCUUUAACAGCCAGCUUAGCUUUUCUAGUACAGAAGGAAGCCAUUAUCCCACAGAAAAUGGCAACCUAAAUACAUUACGUGAGGAUGCAGAACAAAAUGGCAAUUCUAGAGUGUCCCAUGACUCUAAUUCUGCUAAAUUUGCAUCAUACUGGGAUGAUAAUAACUAUGAAAAAAACACUCAACAGGAAGUCGGAUCAAUGAAGAAUGCUAUCCAAAGUCCUAACCUCUUGUCCCCUCCUCUUAGGCAGAAUUCCAUGCCUAAGAAGGCAGUGGUCGACACCAGUAGAGUGAAAAAUCAAGCACAUAGGCGAUCAAAUACAGAAUGGUCACUGGGUUCAGUUUCAGAUGGAAGUUUCGGAGACUCAGGAAAUAGCCUCGAAGAAAAUACUUCAAGAGAAAAGAUGCACCAGGCCCCAAAUAAUUUGAUUGAAAAAGUAAGAAAUGAAAAUGUUAUGCUCAUGAGAAAGCUAGAAGUAACAGACCUGGAGUUGCAGUCUCUUCGCAAACAGAUCACAAAGGAGACUAUACAAGGGCAGAAUCUAUCACGACAGAUCAUUUGCCUUACUGAGGAAAGAGAUGCACUUAAAACAGAGUGCAAACAACUCAAGUUCUCGAAGAAAUGUAAUGAUGAGGCAGAUGACUCAAAGACAUUGAAGUCUGAGAUUAAGGAAGCAAGGGUUCAGUUGGCAGCAAUAGGGGGGGAGCUUAAGCAGGAAACAGAACUACGAACCGAUCUUCAGCUACAACUACAGAAAACACAAGAGUCCAACUCUGAUUUAGUUCUUGCUGUGAGAGAUCUUGAAGAAAUGAUUGAGCUAAAAAAUAAGGUAAUAGCUGAUCUUUCAAGAAGCUUAGAAUCCUGGGAGAGUGAUCGAGAACAAAAAGAUGUUUACGAUUGUAAAGAGAAUAAUGGUGAGAACCGAAAACCCUCAAAAGAAUUGAUUCAAGAGUAUGACGAUAUCAAGGAAGUAGACUCGUUGAAACAGGAGAUCAAAGAUUUGAAUGGUGAAAUAGAAAUUCACAUGAAGAACAUAGAAGAGCUAGAGAUUCAUUUAGAAAAACUCAUGCUGGACAACGAGAUUCUAAAGCAAGAAAACAGAGACAUCUCUGCAAAGUUACAGAAAAACAAGACAGAAUAUCUCAUAAAACAGAAAGAAUACUCGGAUUCUCUGGUUGUUAUAAAAGAGCUUGAAUCGCAAAUAGAAAGACUAGAAGAAAAACUCCAAAUACAAACCCAGGAAUUUUCAGAAUCUUUGUUCUCGAUCAAUGAACUUGAAGGUCAGAUCAAGCGCUUGGAGAGAGAAUUGGAAAAUCAGACACGUGAAUACCAUGAUGAAUUCAAUGUCAUCAAACAUGCCAAUGUUCAGUUGGAACAAAUUGCUAUAGAAGCAAAGGAAGUAUUAAGUAAAACAAGGUGGAAAAGUGCUAUAAAAACCGUCAGCCUUCAGGAGAGAAGUAAAAAGUUCUCAAUGGAAAUGGCUUCCAAGUUAGAUGAUAGUGAAAAGAGAACCAUUAAAGCAGUCAAAGAAAUCAAUGAAUUGCGUCUACAGAAGAUAGUACUGAAAGAAAUGCUCCAGAAAUCUAAUGAAGAGUCAAGGCGAAUUAAAGAACAGAAUGAAGAAAAACUGCAUGACCUUUCCUUCCAACUAGACUUAAAAACAAAAGAGAUGCAUCAUAUGUCAAUGGAGCUAGAUAAUAAGUCCACACAACUUGCAGAUGCAAAAAGGUAUGAAGACUAUCAGCAGGAAGAAAUCCAAAUGCUGAAAUCAAAUAUAGAAACACUUAAUGCAGAAAACAAGAUUGCAAAGAAGGCAGAGAGAGAACAACCUGAAUUUUUUAUUUCUGAAAUGGAAGCAUCGGAAGAAAGAAAUAAAGAAACUAAUCUUUUGGAAAAAGAGAUGGCCUUUUCAAAGAGAGAAGCAGAAAAGGCACAUGAAGAGCUUACUAUGAUGAAAGCUUCCAAAGAUCAGCAAGAUACAUUAAUUGCUAAUCUGCUAGCAGAAUUGGAAAACCUUAGAGGCCAGAUUAAUAAGGUAAAGAAUGAUUCCCACAGAGAAGAUUCAGAGAAAGAAACCUUACGAAAACAGGUAUUCCAAUUAAAGAGUGAGCUACAGAAUAAGGAAGAGAGAAUUUCCAGCAUGGCAAACAUCAAGUUCAAAACUCAAGAAAUUUCAGAUUUGAAUCUAAACUCAGCAUCAAUUCAUAAUGCAUCUCAAACGCUUCCUCAUACCAAACAGGAGCUAACAACUUCAGAAGAGGACAUCAACCAUUCUGAUAUCACGACAACAAGUAGUAGAAAAGAAUGGACUCUAACUGGAAAUUCACUGCAUUCCAAGAUGAGCAAUGAAGAAGAGAUUGGAAAGCAGAAUGAUGUUCAUGAAUCUGCUUGUGAAAGGAAAGUGGACUCGAACUCAUCAAAUAAGGAACUGAAACCGUCAACCUCUGGUAAAAGUAAUGAGGACUGUUAUAUUGACCUCCUUACCGAAAUGUCUUCACUAAAGGAGAGAAACAAGGCUAUGGAGAGAGAGCUUAAAGAAAUGGAAGAGAGAUAUUCAGAAAUAAGUCUCAAAUUUGCAGAGGUAGAAGGUGAGAGACAACAACUUGUAAUGACCGUGCGGAACCUUAAAAAUAGUAAAAGAAAAUAGUAUUUUAUUGGGUUCACGACCUUCAUGGCUCUAUCAGGAAAAUGUCGAAUGCUUAACCAGAAAACUUGGUAUAACCGAUUCAUUGAAAAGUAUAGAUAUGUGCUGUCAAAAGAUUAUUUCCUCA